AUGUCGGCUCUCCCGCCUAGCACAUUCAGCGGUGGUCAGGGUAAAACGCCUUCAACCUAUUCGUGCGAUUCGUCUUCCGACACAGGGUCUACGAUGAAGAGGUUUUCUGAAGACUUCAUCGAAAAAUCACGAGCGCAGCAAGCCCAAGCUGAUUCCGCAUUGAGCUACGUUGACUCACCACCCGCAGACCUCCUGGCAGAUCCUGAUUUCAACGAAGGCCGUCGAUCGCGUCUUAUUGAGGAGGCUCGACGAGCCAGGCUAUGGAUGGAAGAACAGCAGAAAGAAGCCGUGCAUAAGGCUAGAGAAGAAAUGGAAGCAAAGAUAUCUGCACCCCGGGAGACGAACAAUCCCGAAGAAGGAUCUAAAUCGAAGAGGGAACGCAACCGCGGAAAAGCAAGUCGCAGCAGCCAGAGUGGGAAUGUGGCAACUCAACAACCCGCCAAUUCACAGCAACAGCCAGUGUCUGGUGGUCCAAUCCAGCCCGACUCCGGUCUCCAAAGGCAGUCAAACCUUCGAGCUGUUCAGCCGGUGCCCGUGGUUCUCAGUCCGACUGGCGAAAAUCUGCACCACACGGCGCGCUGCACAGGUCGACGGUCGCGCAACCCGCCUGUACAGGUCCUCGCCCGAGAGUCUCAGGAACCGUCCAACUCACCGGGAAGCACCUUCGUCUUGUAUGGUCGGGACUUGCAAGAUUCCCAUUUUCUACUGAGAGCUGGACCAUACAAUGUGCGACUGGAGCCGGCACCGCUGGCACCGACAUGGUCUCAGGCUCACGGAACUUCUGAUAGUCUACUAUCCACAGCAAGCACGGCUUCAGAUGCUCAGACUUGUCUGUCACCGCCUUCUAGCUUGGUACCUCAUUCUCUUUCUGCCUCAUGCCCCGUCAACGCAGGAGCCGCAAGCAGCCUCGUCCCAGGCGACGAGGAUAUCGUCCGGCGAGGCCCACCAUUCUUCGCGCCGACUCGAGCUGCCGAGGCAGAACGUCAAUCACAAGCACAGCACACACGCCACGAUCUGAAUUUACAGCAAGAGAUAGCCUGGGAACGAGACGCACUGUGGAGAAUUCUGAGACAGCACUUUGGCGUGGGCGAUUGGCAAAUUCGAGCAUUGUUGGAAAACGAAAAGAACGGGCGGGGGGAUACGGAGUGGACUUAUUUGUGA
This is a messenger RNA of Fonsecaea erecta, 1161 nucleotides long. RefSeq lists its product as hypothetical. Bases 1 to 1161 code for a protein of 386 amino acids. Lineage: Eukaryota; Fungi; Ascomycota; Eurotiomycetes; Chaetothyriales; Herpotrichiellaceae. The record is from RefSeq and is a predicted model, not a curated record. The transcript has a single exon.